Hyaloperonospora brassicae is the source of this 3207-nucleotide messenger RNA. Lineage: Eukaryota; Oomycota; Peronosporomycetes; Peronosporales; Peronosporaceae. The record is from the annotation of a GenBank genome assembly.
AUGACGGAGACGACGCGAGGGGCUCCGGUCGCCGCCGUCGAGUUUGUCGUGCGGCUGCUCGACCGCGCGCCCGACGGCGUCGUGUGCCUCUUGGGCAGUGCCGCAGAGAUCGGCGCCUGGGACGUCGCAAGGGCUGUGCCGAUGGAGCGUAUAGCGGACGAGACAAAGGAGAGCACGUGGCGCGCGUGCAUUCCCUUUACGGCCGCUACAGACACACUCGAGUACAAAUACAUUGUAAAGCACCGCGAGACGCUCGAGUUGGUGUCGUGGGAGGGGCUGCCGGGCAAUCGCACGCUCACAGUCGCCCGUGGCGCGAACGUCGCACUACGGGCUCGUUCGAGUCAGAGCUCCACGUACACGACGUCCCGGGCGCCCGUGCCAGGCCCUCGUGGCGCUGAGCUAGGUAAUAACGGCAGCACGAACGGGUUCCAAGAGUGGCGGUGCUGUCGGACAGAGAAAGAAGCAAACCCGUGGUGGGAAGUGGACUUGGGAAAGGCGUUGGCGAUCUCGAGCGUCCACUUGUGGAACGCAAUGACGUACCACGAACAAGCGAAACACCCUGGUGGUCGGCCGCCCAUGACGUCCAAGGCAUCGCACGCGCCCCCGUUAUGGAUCUUCUUUUCGAACGAGCCGCUAGGUCGUCAAGCUGAUUCACUGGAAGAUGCACAGGCCAAAGCCGCGGCGGAUCCGUCGUCCGUGCGUGCUAUUGAGAUGCAAAACUCGUUCGGUAGUCGUGCUCGAUCACUGCAUUUUGCUGCGCGCGAUUCGCAUCGAGGGGAGAGUUUCAAUGGAGUUGAUGCUCGUGUCGGGGACGCUCCAGAACUUUCGUCGAUUGAGGCGCGCUACGUACGGCUGCAGUGCGCUGGCGUGUCAUGUGCUCUUCAGUUUGCUGAGCUCCAAGUGUUCGCGCACGAGGCUGAAGACAAUUGCGACGCGCUGGAAGAUACAGCUAUGUGUAUCAAAUGCGACGAUGGGUUCUACGGUGUUGCAACGGCAGUGGAAGAAGACCUGCGCGAGUAUGUUGAAAACGGAUGGCUGGAUCCGGCAGCCGCUGUGGCGGAGCUGAGAGUAUGGAUCGGUAGCUUUGAUUCCAACAAGCCAGCCAUUCAGUGGUUGGAAGGUGACCUGAAGCCCGGUUGUGCGGUAAUUGACAUGCGCUACGAAAGGUGCGUGACGGACGGCGAUCAAGCAACGCACAGUAAUCAGUCUCAGAAGAAUCUGCUAGCCAAUGGCAAGUCAAGUGGCACGUGGGAGUUGCUUCCUGUAGAAGUCAAAAGUGCAGCCCUGCUCGACAAAGAGUCAACGGAGCUGCGCAAGCUUUUCGACGAACAGCAGCAAAAGGCUGGUGUCGACAUCUCAGCAUACCUGAACAAUGACCCUCGUGCCAUCCCUCUAUCCACAUCGUCGGCCAAUUUGUCGUGGCUGUCAAGACUAGCCUUUGUCCGACUGCUCGAGGCGUCCGACGUGACGGCUUUGCACGAUAAGGUCGCCACGCGGAAGUAUAUGAAGGGCGAAAGUAUCCUGCACUACGCCGAACAGAAGCGCGCUAUUUUCUACGUGAAAUCAGGCAGCGUCGAGUUACUGGGACCGAAAUCCUCUACGGGCACGAUCCUCCUUGGAACGCUCGAAGCGGGUUCUGUCUUCAACGAGAUGGGGAUCUUGAGCGUUUGGUCCCGACAGCCGGUCUUGUUCAAAGCCAAAGACGACGUCGUUUGCGAGAUGCUUGACCUCGACACACUCCUCACAGUCCUGGGAACCAGCAAAGUUGUCUCCAUUCGCAACGACUACGCACGUGGCAGACGCAAAGCAGGAUCGCUGCUCGAAGAGAGACAGACAGAUUACACGGAUAGCACCCACGCGCAAGUAUUUUGCGUCAAAGUGCCUGUGGAUGUUGUCGACGGGAGCAAAAAUCAUACUGACGGACGCCUCCAUCGCUGGACGCUCGACGUCUACGAAUGCCAGAAGGAUGCGCAGUCGGGGUCUUGCACCAGAUCGAAGCUGUUGGGGUCAGCUUUUCUUCUUCCAUCGCAGAUCAAGAAGCAGGAAGAGUCGGACCUGACGGUCCCGGUCUUUUCCACGAACAUGGACAUCGUUGGUCAGCUCACGUUGGCCUACUUAGUUUUGACACCUUUCGCCCACCCGAAGAACAACAUCGCGCAUGUCUGGCGUUCGUACUGGCGGGAACGACCUCCACUUACGAUCGGGCAUCGAGGCAUGGGACGAUCGCACUACCAGGUUGAUGGGUACCGCCUCGCCUUGACCCGUGAAAACACACUGGCUUCGUUCAUUCUGGCCGGUCGGAGCGGUGCCGACUUCGUCGAGUUUGACGUGCAACUGACGAAAGACAGGGUGCCCGUGAUUUACCAUGACUUCAAUGUGAAUGUCGGCCUAGAAGACAAGAGCGCCGGGUCGUUUGGCACGAAAUCCGAGCUGUACGAGGUUGGCAUCCAUGACAUAACCUUCCGUCAGUUGACGCACGCCCAUACGACCCCAGUGCCGCACAAGAGGAGCAAGAGUCAGACGUUGCAAAGCCGAGUGAAGAAGCACUGGGCGCGGCUGCGGAAAGACAAGCAGCUGCUUUCGCCCAGACACGGACCGUUCACAGACCAUGACGCCACGGCUAGUGAAGAAGGCCACCUUGUCGAAUUCUUUCCUCGUCUCGAGGACUUGCUCAAGCACGUUCCUGCGGAAGUCGGUCUGAACAUUGAGGUCAAGUACCCGGACUAUCUCUUCCAUGAAUCGAUGCGAAGCCUGAGCAGCUUCACCAUCAACGCGUAUGUCGACGCGAUCCUCCAGUGCGUGUUUGACCACGCUGGCUCGCGUCGCAUCUUCUUUUCGUGCUUCGACCCGAGUAUCUGCGUUGCGCUCCGCGUGAAGCAAACAAAGUACCCGGUGCUGUUUCUGACAUGCGGGUUCAUGGCCCCGCAUACGAUGGACGCGCGCAUGACGCUUCAGUUUGCUGCGAUUUUCGCCAAGAUGGAAGAGCUGCAAGGUAUUGUGUCCAACUCGGACGCGAUCAUUGAGACGCCAGAGCUUGCGCCGCUCGUGAAGAAGUACCUCGGCACUGUGCUCAUGACAUGGGGCGACCAGAACACAAACCACGAAAUGGUGCAGCUCCAGAAGCGCUACGCAGUCGACGGCGUCAUCAGUGACAAUGUCAUUGACCUCAUCAACCAGGACAAGAAACUGCAGGCGCUGGCCAAGUAG